Molecule: messenger RNA, 1631 nt
Organism: Schistocerca nitens (vagrant locust)
Lineage: Eukaryota; Metazoa; Arthropoda; Insecta; Orthoptera; Acrididae
Product: protein CNPPD1
Exons: 6
Coding region: 161-1411 (416 amino acids)
Biological process (GO): regulation of cyclin-dependent protein serine/threonine kinase activity
Cellular component (GO): nucleus; cyclin-dependent protein kinase holoenzyme complex
Molecular function (GO): protein kinase binding; cyclin-dependent protein serine/threonine kinase regulator activity
Source: RefSeq, a predicted model, not a curated record
CAGUUUUACGUAUCUUUGAGGUGGUGGGGAAAUGAUGUCAUAAGAAGUAUCAGUGGGUGGGUUGGCGGUUUUUUAGGUUAACGUACAGCUUUUCAGUGUAAUCAAUUUAGUUCUUUUAGCGUAUUGUAGACUUCGUAUGUUAGUGAUUUAACAUUCGAGAAUGUCUAAUCGCAUUACACCCAGAAAGGGGAAGGUUUUGGCUAGAGAGAAUUUCAAGGUGAUUGGAGACCACGAAGAGUUCUUGUCACGAAUAAAUAAAACAUUGUAUUAUGGAAAACUACCGACGACAGAGAGAUUCAGCUUACCCGUUUCAGAACUUGCUGCAGAAUUGUUUUCUGAAGAGAAGUAUGGCCGCAGCUUGGACAGAUUGCGCCUGGAGGAAGCUGCAUCAAUGUCUCGGAAUGCUUGUGUGUCUCCAUGUUCUCUGGUUCUUGCACUUGUUUACUUAGAAAGGCUGAAGGUUUCAAAUGUUGAAUACGUACGUCAGGUUCCACCCUCGGAAUUAUUCUUGGUGACAAUGAUGGUGGCCAGCAAAUUUCUGUAUGAUGAUGGUGAGGAAGAUGAAGUUUUCAAUGAUGAGUGGGCAGCAUCAGCAGGAAUUGACGUGAAAGAAAUGAAUCGUUUCGAAAGAGACUUCCUGCAGGCUAUUAAUUGGGAAGUCUUUGUGAGUGAACAGAAUUUUUGGAAGAGGCUCUGGUGUCUCGAGAAGCAGAUUGCAUUACAAGAAGGCAAGCGGAGAGGUUGGUUUUCUUAUACAGACAUGGAGAGACUUCUGGAAUCUGUAGACAUAACAGCAUUAGUGAAUGCAGUUCUUACAGUGUCUGCUGUUUGCAUAACAAGUUACACUGUAAGUGUUUUGGCUCUACUAGGAUCUGCAUUUAUUGUCAGCCAAAUACCAGGAAAUGCCAUCUCUCGGAAUACUCAAGACGUCAGUCAAUCAGCUGCUGAGAUACCUCAGAAUUUUACAGCUAACAGUGAGCAGGAGAAUGCUGAUGCCGUGGUUACAAAUUUCAUUCUUGCCUCUCUCGGAUCAUCUGAUAGAGACAACACUGCUGUGUCAGUUGACUUCAAUCAUAAUAUUGUCAGUGAAAUUGCAAUGAAGUUGUCAGAACAGUCUACAGAAACUGUGGAAGGAAAUGGAACUGGUUGCCCUGCUGUAAUAAAUUCCUAUAACUUUGAUGAUGAAAUUAGUUGGAAACUAGUGAAGAGCCUAGUGGACUGGUUUUGGCACCACUCGUGGCUACAAAAUAAUAAUCAAAGAGGUCACACUUACUUUGACCUUAAAACAGCACCAGGAAAUUAUUCAUAUUCCUCUUUGCAUUGGAUAACAUUUAUUGCACCGUGGUCAUUGAAAGUGCCGUAUCAUAUGGCAGAAAUGUCACCGGGUGAAGUAAUCAGCCUUUUUCAGUAGAACAAGGAAAAUAAAAAACAUUAAAUUUUACAAAUGAAGAUAAUUGUUGUUAAAUAUGAGAUAGAGCUAUUUUUGGUAACUGCUUUUCUAUGUACAAAGAAUAAAAUAAGUUUGUGCUACCUGCAAGUGUACUUGCUGAUCAAAUGCUUUUUAAAAUCAACUAAGCCUGACUGUGAAAUUCUUUGAGAUUGUGAAUAACAUCUAUAACUUUAGUCAAAGA